AUGUCAACAACAUCCCAACCCUCCCAACCCCCCAAACAAUCCGCCUACACACAACCCUCAAACCCAGUCACACACAACCCCUCCGAAUCCCACGCAACCGAGCAACGCGCUCACCACCACGAAUACGGCACCGCCCCCGCCACGAUAACCCGCGGCGCCUCCUCAACCCCCUCAACCGCCACAACCCUCUCGUCCGCCCAAAAGGCAAAAGAGGAAUCGGGCAAAUCCCUGCACGCGCACAGCGACGUCGACACGGAGUACGGGGUCGAGCAGCAGCCGAGCGAGGGGGACAUUGCGCACGCUGUGGAGGGGCAUUCUAGACACAGGAUCCAGGCGGGGGCUCAUGCCGGGGCUGUGGGGAGUCCGCAGGGCCCCGGGGCGCCUGCUCGCGGCGAGGGCGUGAGUAACCUGCAGGAUCUGGAUCGGAAGGCGGAGGAGCAUCAGAAGAUAUUGGGGGAUCGGGUUGGGCGGUCGCCGGAGCCGCCGGUGGAUGAUGGGGUGGGUGGGGGGGAGGCUGUUGAGAGGGAGAAGGUGCGGGAGAGGAAAUUGAGGCAGGAUCGGGAGUUGCAUCCUAAGGAGGUGGUGCAGGAGGAGACGGGGGAGCCGGUUGUUGGGAGGUGA
Messenger RNA from Aspergillus mulundensis, 621 nucleotides. RefSeq lists its product as uncharacterized. The record is from RefSeq and is a predicted model, not a curated record. Bases 1 to 621 code for a protein of 206 amino acids. The transcript has a single exon. NCBI's taxonomy places the organism in Eukaryota, Fungi, Ascomycota, Eurotiomycetes, Eurotiales, Aspergillaceae.